AUGUCUACCCAUUCAACAGUACCACGGAAGCUUUGGGAACACCCUGAUCCCGAAUCAACUCAAAUGGCAGCUUUUAAGCGAAGUCUCGAAGAAGCAAAAGGCGUAACUUUGCCAAACUACCACGCAAUGUACCAAUGGUCUAUCCAGAACCGGAUUGCUUUCUGGGACUUUUGCUGGAAGUACUUCCCCAUUAUCCACGAAGGAACCUAUGAUCGAGUCACGGAUGAAAAUGCUCGAAUUGACAGUAUACCUGACUGGUUUCCUGGAGUCCGUCUCAAUUAUGCCGAGAAUUUGCUGUUCACGGCGGCUACUCCUGGCGAGGUACCGUCAACUGUGACGACAAUUGGGAAAGAAGAUAAUAAGCUUGCCGUGACCGAGGUUCGAGAAGGGGAUCAUGAACCAACUGUGAAUUUGACAUGGCGAGAGCUACGGCAACGCACUGGUCGAUUGUCACAAGCGAUGAAAGCUGCCGGCCUUCAAAAAGGGGAUCGCGUUGCAGUCGUUGCUAGUAAUAGCAUUGAUACCUUGACGGUGCUUCUAGCAACAACUGCGCUCGGGGCUAUAUUCUCAUCAGCGUCCACAGAUACCGGGGUCAAGGGUAUUCUGGAUCGUAUCCGGCAGAUUCAGCCACGAUGGGUAUUUAUGGACGAUUUUGCAGUAUAUAACGGAAAGACCGUCGAUCUUCGCCCCAAGAUUUCCCAGGUCGUUGAGGGCAUGGCCGUGAUCAAGGAGUUCCAGGGUAUUAUUUCUGUGCCUAGAUUCAGAGACCGACCGGCUGAUAUCUCGCACAUUCCACGAACUCGCACCCUCACAGACUUCCUCGCAGGAGCUUCUUCCGAUCAUUUGGAAUUUGUCCGUGUUCGGUUCAGAGAUCCUUUCCUGAUCGCAUUUUCAUCCGGCACGACUGGAGAGCCUAAAUGCAUUGUUCACUCCGUGGGAGGAGUUUUGAUGAACAGUAAUAAAGAAGGUCGCCUCAAUAGAAGCAUGAACCCGGAUGCAAUCACUCUUCAGUAUACUACGACUGGGUGGAUCAUGUACAACUCUUGCAUUUCGGCUCUCGUCUUUGGCGCCAGGCCCAUUCUAUAUGACGGAAGUCCCUUCCAACCAGAUCCGACGAUCCUAGUCAAACUCCUUGAGAAGCACAAGGCCACGCACUUUGGUACAUCACCUCGCUGGAUGCAUGAAAUGAGAAAGAACAAACUCAGUCCACGAAAGAUUGCGGACCUCCACAGAUUAAAAAAUGUCACUAGUACCGGCAUGGUUCUCUCCGACUCUCUCUUCGAAUGGUUUUAUGACGAAGGUUUUGAGCCUCACACUCUUCUCGCUAAUAUCUCAGGAGGCACAGAUUUAGCCGCAUGUUUGGGCUUGGAAAAUCCCAUCUCGCCUCUGUACGUUGGGGGGUGUCAAGGCCCUAGUUUGGGUAUGCCUGUCGCUGCUUAUGAACAAGUUGACGAAGAGGCUGGCCAAGCGAAGGGUUCGGAAGCUGCACCUGGCGAGCCCGGGGAGAUCGUGGUGACUGCCCCAUUCCCGAGUAUGCCGGUCAGGUUCUGGAGCGAUGAAGGGGGGAAGAAGUACUUCAAUGCGUACUUUGCCCGCUACGACAAUGUCUGGACCCAGGGUGACUUUAUCGCCGUUAAUCCCAAUUCUCGCCAAAUCCUCUUCCUCGGGCGAUCCGAUGGUGUCUUAAACCCCUCCGGCGUUCGGUUCGGUUCUGCAGAGAUCUACAACGUUAUCGACACUCAAUUCGCCAGAGAAAUUGUUGAUUCCGUCUGCGUUGGACAGCGUCGGCCCAAAGAUGCAGAUGAAUCGGUGAUCUUGUUUCUUCUCAUGCGACCGGGCUUCAAGGUUGAUCAGCAGCUGGUGACCCGCGUUAAAGAUGCUAUUCGCAAAUCGCUCAGUGCUCGCCACGUCCCAAAGUAUAUUUUUGAGACUCCCGCUAUUCCAGUCACCGUCAACUUGAAAAAGGUUGAGCUUCCAGUGAAGCAGAUUGUUUCUGGCAAGAAGAUCAAACCGUCUGGUACACUUUUGAACCCGGAGAGCCUAGAUUUCUACUAUCAAUUUGCAGAAGUGGAAAAGCUGGUCCCACCUCAAGCGAAGCUUUAG
Penicillium brasilianum is the source of this 2103-nucleotide messenger RNA. The record is from the annotation of a GenBank genome assembly. NCBI's taxonomy places the organism in Eukaryota, Fungi, Ascomycota, Eurotiomycetes, Eurotiales, Aspergillaceae.